Cryphonectria parasitica EP155 is the source of this 1638-nucleotide messenger RNA. RefSeq lists its product as uncharacterized. The annotation marks the transcript as partial. Lineage: Eukaryota; Fungi; Ascomycota; Sordariomycetes; Diaporthales; Cryphonectriaceae. Gene Ontology annotation, biological process: activation of GTPase activity. The transcript is spliced from 5 exons. The record is from RefSeq and is a predicted model, not a curated record. Gene Ontology annotation, molecular function: GTPase activator activity.
AGGGCGCGAUGGGAGGAGACGCUCAAGCAGAGCACCAACUUUGAGGACUUGCAACGCUCUGUGAAAUUCAACGGACCCGGGAGUCCCUGUGUGGCAGGGUGUCGAUCUGUCUGUUGGAAGGCCUUCCUGCUUUUCAAAGAUGCUAGUGCUGCUACCUGGUCUCAUGUCCUUCUUGAGAACAGGAACACAUAUAGCACACUCAGGGAACACUAUCUCAAGUACAUCAAGCAUCCAGAGCUUCUCACAGAACAAUCUCUGGACCCCCUCGCGGACGACCCUGAUUCACCAUGGACGGCAUCUCGGCAGGAUGAGCUCAUCCGCAGCGAGAUCCUGCAGGAUGUCCAGCGCCUGCCAGAUGAGCCCUUCUACCAUCUCGAGACCACCCAAACCCUCAUCUUGGACAUCCUCUUCAUAUGGGUCAAGCUGAAUCCCGACGUGGGAGGCUAUAGGCAGGGCAUGCACGAGCUGCUCGCGCCUCUCCUCUACGUUGUGAACGAGGACGCCAUCAAUCGUGACACCAUCGGUGAUGCUGUGGCCGAUCCCGCCAUGGUCGAGAUGCUCGACUCGUACUUUAUUGAGCACGACACCUUUGCCCUCUUCUCGAAGCUGAUGGAGCAGACAAAGCCCUUUUAUGAGAUCAGUGUGGAUGCCAGUGGCCCCCUGUCCUCAGAACAGAGUGCUAUCGUCGAGAAGAGCAAGCAGAUUCAUGAGAUUGCUCUCAUGAGCGUCGACCCGGAGCUGGCGAACCAUCUCAAGGUCAUCGAGGUUUUGCCUCAAAUCUUCCUGAUUCGGUGGAUCCGUCUAUUGUUCGGAAGGGAAUUCCCAUUUGAGCAGCUGCUUGUUCUUUGGGAUACCAUAUUUGCGUAUGACCCAACACUGGAAUUAAUAGACCUAGUAUGCGUUGCCAUGUUGAUCAGGAUUCGCUGGACUUUACUCGAGGCGGACUACACAAGUGCCCUGCAGCUGCUGCUCAAGUAUCCGGCCCCUGAACAGCCCCACGGCCCGCACACCUUUGUAGAUGACGCGCUCUACCUCAGAGACCACUACAACACUCCAGGUGGCUCCAGCAUUAUCAUGAAGUACACCGGAAAAAUGCCCUCACCAGUCGCAGAGCAGAGGCCUUCCACGCCUGAGUCUAAAUUCCCGGGCCUCUCACUCAGGAGCAGGGCGCAAGGCGCACGGUCGCCCCUCUCCUCACCUGCACGCUUCAUCUCGCAGCGCGGCGGUGUCGAGGCUCUCUUCCAGGGCGCAGCAAAGAAUGUCAUCGAGCGCGGCGAGAAGCUGGGUAUCAACCAGGCCGUCCGUGAUGCCAUGGGCGAGAUCAGACGGAAUAUGCAGGAUCUCCGGGUCUCGAGCGGUAACAACUCUCGCGCCGACACGCCCAUCACAGGCCAACAAGGUCUCUUCGCCAACGGCGUGCUUGCGUCCCCUGGGAGCCUGCAGGCCCCCACAGCUAUGUUGCUCGAGCAGCGGAACAAGCAGCUGGCCAUGCUCCUGGAUGAGGCCAUCACCAGCCUAAAGACGCUGGCGGCCGCCAACCUAGAGGACGACAAGGACAAGAAUCUCGAGGCCGUAGAGAUGGCUGCCGCCAAAGCGCAGUUCGUCAAAAUUCACCUAGAGGAUUCCUCACUCGAUCUC